UGCAGUAAGGUUGUAGUGCAAUGUCUGAAGUAUUAUAUUUGUUAUGUAUGCAGGUUUAUUCGUAAAGUGUGUUUCUUGAUUAUUACAUAUACAUAAUAUGAUAAAAUGAUUGCAGAUAGCUAUCAGCAGUGGUCAUGCAUAGAAUGUGUAAUAAAAAAGCAGGAAUAUGAAGAUAAUCUCAGUAAGCUGGAGAAGAGGUUUCAGGUAUACAAAGAGAAGCUGAUUCUUACGCAUGAGCUGAUAAAGAAAUUUAAUACAAAAUGUAAAGAAAACGAAACUCUACAAAAACAGCUGAAGCAGUUAAGUGCUUUACUGAAGGAGUACCAGAGCAAACUGACAAACACUAUGACAAAGCAGAUGCCUUUGGAGGAGGAGCUGGAAAAAUUGAAGAAAAUAAAGGUUGCCUUAGAGGAGAAGCUUGAGUCAGAGGCCAAUCAGUAUGCAGCUACUGAGAAGCACAACAUCCAGCUGAAUAGUCUUGCGCAGCAGUUGAAAGAUAAAGUCUCCAAAUAUGAAGCAGAAAUUGAAUUGCGAAAAGAAACAGCCUCAAAUUUAACCCAGUCACUGAAGGAGGCAAAAAGUGAGAAGUUGUCUGUGGAGAAGAAAAGACUGAAGACAUUACAGAAUGUUGUCUCAUUUGCAGAUUUUGUCCAGAAAGAAGGGAGACUUGCACCUACACACAAGAAAAUGCUGGCACGUUGGCGCCUGGAACUUACACAUCUUGUAAAUGGCAAAGGUGACUUUUCAGAAGAUGAAGAAAUUUUCUCACCAGAAACGGCCAGUAGCUGUUCGUCCAGAGAUACCGGCAUGGGUUCAGUCUCAGAGCUGUUAUCUGAUGAUGAUCAGAACCCAGUUACAUCUGUGAAUCUGGAAUCAGUCACCAGCUGUGUCAAGGAGCAAAGUGGUGCAAUUUUGUCAGAUGUGGUGUGCAAACCUCUAACCUCAGAUUGCACAAAGAAAGUGCGUCAUAGGAAGAGCCACAAACUGUCUCCAGGCAUUGUGGUUCCUCUCACCUUGGGUUCAGAUAAAGAGGUCAUGCUUGGAAGCAAUGGGAUUCAGGUACAUGACUCUCCAAAAGUAGUGCCAGUGCUCAGAACAGAACUGGCCAAAAGGAACUCUUGUGAUAAUGCCUUAGCUUCUCUGGGUGUAACUUCUGUUCGAGAGGUUCAGGCCAAGAAGAGGAGUGAAGUGGAUCAUAUGGAUUCUAGUGAUGGGAACAUGAUAGUAGGCCCCACACUGGUAGCAGAUGCAGUAUCUGGAAUGAAGAGUGUGAGUCUUCCAUCACUGUUUGAUCCUGAUGUUCCAUUAACUCUGAGCAGACCUGAGUUUAAGGAAGCAGGAACUACCAAUGGAGCAGUGACUAAUUUCAGUGGUGGUAGUGGUGGUUUAGUGUCUGUUGUGGAUAACUCUGAUUGCAAAUCAACAUUUUCAAAAGCGGAGUCUCCUGUAGAUACAGUUUUUUAUAUUCAGAAUAUUAUGGAAGAAAUGAGAAGUGUUCCAAAUCUGCUGUCACCAUUGAAUCCAGGACCAGAGACAGUCAGGAUCCAUUGUCAGAGUGAGUCAUCAAUAGAAAGUAUCAAGGAAGCAGGGAUGCAUGAUGCUUCCACUCAGAUGUGCGUUGAAAUGUUGGAUGCUGCUGCUGGAGUGGAUACAAUUGCUGAACCUUCCUGCCAUGUAGCUGUUCAAACAUGUGGUGAUAUUGCCUACAGAAUUGCCUGUCAAACCAGCAUCAACACUUGUGAUGCUUGUGCUGUAACGACAGAUGAUAUAACCAUUCUGCACACUGCUAACAAUGUCUCUCAUCCAGAGGGCAAAUUUAGUAACUUUAAAUUACCAGAAAGCAAAACAACUUGCAGUAUAGAUAAAAAGGAAACUGCUGAAACCAUCUUCUCUAGGAAAGUUAACACUGAGGCUGAAAUUCAAACACAGUGUGUAACUGAUUUUCCAUUAGCAAGUAUUGGGAAAGUAAAGAUGCUCGAUGCUUCCACUUCAGCAUGUGUUGAAAUGCUGGAUGCUGCUGUUGGAGUGGAUACAGUUGCUGAACCUUCAUGCCAUGUAUCUGUUCAAACAAGUGGUGUUACUACCUAUGGAAUUGCCUGUCAAACUAACAUUGCUGAUUAUGACACUUGUGAUGUACAAAUGGAUGAUGUAACCAUACCUCACACUGCCAACUGUAUCUCUCCUCUAGAGGACAGAUUGAGUAAUUGUAAAUUACUGGAAGAAAAAACAAAUUGCAAUGUAGGCAAAAAGCAAAGUGUUGAAACCAAACUCUGCAGGAAAGUUGAUGCUGAGGCUGGAAUUCAAAUGCAGUGUUUUUCUGACAAUAGUAUUCUGAGUAAUGAUAAAUUAAAAUUGUAUGGGUCCUUGUUAAAAGGCGCAGAGAAAGAAAGGUUUUUCAGCCUUACCUUAAAACAGAACUCUGUGGAAAGUAAAUCAAAGAAUCAAAGCACUAUGAUUCGUUGUGAUUAUAAAAAACCAGAGAAGUGCUUGAGAGAGGAAGUAAAAAAAUGGCAGAGUCUGGUAGCUUGGUUGUGUUCAAACAGAAGUGAUGGCGGUCCUGAUGAGAAUUUCCCUUGUAAAUCUGAUGAUUCUCCUAUUGCUGCACCGACAGCACAGUCCAGCACCAACAAACUGCUGACACAUCAGAGAAUACCACUUGCUAACAAACGGCUGACACAGCAUAGCACACCAGCUGCUGACAAACCCUUAACACAGCGGAUCAUACCAGCACCUUCUGGUUUGUUUGCAGUGGAAGAUGAUCCAUGUUCAUCAGGUUAUUGUAAAAAAUUUCAUUCUGAUGAAUGGCUGAUGCCAGUGGUACCUGACUUUCAGCACCAUUACAUGCAUGUGGAUCCUCUUCAAUUUCAACCAAACCGUAUGAAUUGCAAGCUGGCCAUGCCAUCCAUGGCUGAGCUUUCAAAGAGCUGUUGCUACAAAAAUGCUGUUAUUGGUGCUAUUCCAAACAUAAAUCACCAUUGUGUCUCACACACUGCCCAUACAUGUCAGGAAGUGAGAAAUUGCUGUUGCUGUUUGUGUGUUAACACAAACCACAGUAAUCAUAAACCACAUGAAAGAGAAGAAGUAAUGCAGAUAUCUUGCAUAAGAUCAACUUCAGACAAGAAAUCUGAUAAGCAGACCCGGAACAGAAUUAUGGACACUGAGGAUUCUCAUGAUGGUUCGGUGAUAGGAGACAGCCACAAGAUGCCUUCCAGAAAAAUGUUCCAUAAGCGGCAGAGAAUUGAGUCCACAUCCAGUAUGGAAACAGGUAGUGAAACUGAGAACAUGGGUUCAAGGAGAAGGGGAAUUUAUGCAGAAAAGCAGGAUAUCUCUGUAGAUGCAGGACCAGGAAGGAAAAUGGCAGUGAAACGAUUAUGGAAAAGAAGAAAAGUUGCUCAGAUUAAUGGCAGGUAUUGUCAGAUUAGUAUGGAUGAGGAAAGAAAAUACAGGACUGCAAGGUCAAGAAAGAGAAGUAGAUACCUGAAAGAAAAUCACUUACAGCCAGAUAAUCAACAGCACAACAGUAUAUUUUCUAGGGUCCAGAGAAGAAAAAAUAAACAUGACCACAAGAAAGGUCUUAGAAAAUGUGUAUCAGAAAAAAUGCUACACAAGAAGUUUCCAGUGCCCAAACUGAAACACAGGUCAAAAAAUGUGGUGUGUGGACAGUUGAAUGAGCAUACUGAUGAAAGUGGUACGUCUGCCUUUGAAGCAUGCCGUAAAUUUGACAUUGAUCAGCCAGAUGCAAUUGACUCAAUGAAAAAUUUUGAAGCUGUAUCCUGCAGCACAGAGAUACCAACUAUUUUGCAGAUUAAUGUUCAACAGAAGACAGAGGCUGGAACAGAGGAAGAUACGCAUAAACAUUUAUCAUGCACAGAAUUGUUUGGCAGUGUAUCAGAUAUCAGCUUGGAUGAGGAGCAGCAGAGUGUCAGAACAGCAGAGCUGCAGACUGUUCAUCCAGGGAAGGUGUCUGGCAGUUCAGCAAACAGACGCAAGAGAAGGGCUCCCAGUACGUCUGCUAGUCAGGUUGAAAGCAGUAGUAUGGAUUGUGCAAGUUUUGAAACACUAAAGUCUAAGAGAGCAAAAACAUAUUUUAUAAGCGAGAAAAAUAAUGACUCAAUGACCAGCAAGAAUUCUGAAACAGUAUCAAACAUAUUGUUGCAUUCUGUAUCAGAAUCAAAUUCUAAGAAACAUAUUACGAGAACUUGUGAAGUUCCCACAAGAAUCUCCAUGUCAUCUGGAGAGCAGACACAUUCAAAUCAAGAAAAUAAAAUGUCUGCAGUAAAUGAAAGCUGUGUGAUGCCAGAACAUCAAGUAAGUGCCCAUAAAACAGGACAAUCAGCAGGCAAAUCUAAUGCUUCCCGAGAUGCUGGUCCACGAGGAAAACUAAGCAAGUUGGAAAAGUUGAGGAGAAAAAUCACCAGAGCUAAAAUGCCAUCAAAGAUAGCAACUCAGUUACCAGUAAAAACUGUAAAAUGCAGAAAGACUCUUACACCAAGGUCUAAAGUCAAUUGUGUGGGUUCAGAGUCCAACAGACCAGGAAUAAAGAGCCUCUCGGAAAAGACGGGGGAAGAUGAAACAUCAAAUUCAAUUUCCAAUGUUAGUAACUUAUCCUACAGACCAUCACAUCAAAGCAUACCACCGCUGCUUCUGGACAAUAAACCAUCUGCAAAGCAUGACACCACAACACAUAAUGACGUGAAUUUGUUUGUAAAUCAUAAAAAUUGUGAUAACUCUGUUGUUGAUCACCCCGUUACUUGCAACUCAGUAACUGGUCAAAUAUGUUCCAGUACUAAUGUAGCCAAAGAACCAGAUACAAGAAAAGAAAUACACACUGAAACUAAUCAUGCAGUAGAUAUGUCAAAGAGCUUUGCAUCAAAAAAUGCUGUUCCUAAUGCAGAAAUUCCAGGCUGCUUUCAGGAUAGAAUUACUCUGAGCAGUUAUGUUACAGAAACUGUAAGUCCUGUAUCUAUAUCAGAAAUCCAAACAAAUUCAUAUUUAACAGAUGAGGCUCCUAAAACUGUCAAAGUAUUAGAACUUCCAAUCAAUUAUAAAGACAUUGUUCCUGAUGCAGAAAUUCCAGGCUGCUUUGAGGACAUAAUUACUCUGAGCAGUUAUGUUACAGAAACUGUAAGUCCUGUAUCUAUAUCAGAAAUCCAAACAAAUUCAUAUUUAACAGAUGAGGCUCCUAAAACUGUCAAAGUAUUAGAACUUCCAAUCAGUUAUAAACAAAAUAUGCCUGAAGCAAGUCAAAUUUCUGAAACUGUGGGACUUGUCACUGUACCACACAUAUACAGUGAAACAAGCAGCAGACUAGAAACUGUGUCAGAAGUUUGUUCACAGAAUAUGUCUUCUGAGACAUGUCACGCAGGAAUGAAUGCUAGGGACGUUGAAUCACCUGCCACAGUGUCUAAAAUACGUGAAUUAGAGGAUAUAAUAUGUCCUAAGUUUUAUCAGGAAUCAGUGCCCUGUCCAGUUUCACCCAUUGAAGACCCUGAGAUGUGUGAACCUCAGCUGAACUCAAAAGUCAUUGAAUCAUCAGUGCCCUGUCCAGUUUCACCCAUCGAAGACCCUGAGAUGGGUGAGCCUCAGCUGAACUCAAAAGUCAUUGAAUCAUUGGUAAGCACGCAGGAUACAAUACAGAUUGCUGAGCUGCCAGUCACUGAAUUGAGCGUUGACUCACCAGGGAAGCUGACAGGAAGUUUGAUGCACAAGCAAACUGGCAAUCAUAUAACUGUGAUGAAAACUACAAUAACUAAAAACACAGAUGAGAAACUGUUUGCAGGCUGUGUACUCCAAUGGGUUCUGAAGGAUUAUGAAGUUAAGUAUAAAAAGAAUCAUCCAAAGAAAUCCAAAACAAUGAUGGUUCAGCUUAAGGAUAAAGAAGACAAGAUGGCUAAUGAAAUGAAGCAACAAGAGAAAGUAGUAUCACAAAAAGAGCUAAAACGACUGUUAUCAUCACGCUUCACUAAUGAAAAGCUUCAUGAGGUUCUACAGAAAUUUAGCUGCUUCAACUCUCAGUCUGCAUCAGUGGUUGUAGCAAAAUGUGAAAAUAUGUAUGAAGGCCAUCCAAUGAUUAACGGGAUCUAUCAGACACAACCAUCAAAGACUGGACUCACUCUUUUCUGUCUUUCAGUAUGGCUCAUAGUAAAGUUUGUGGGUGAUGAUAUUAAGGCCCAGUUGGAUUACUCAAACAAACGCAACAUCCCUCCACUGACGCCAACACAGCAAUGCCUGGUGACAUUGGCGUUCACAUUGCAGUCACAACACCAACAGUACAAGGAUUUAUUGGAAACCAUCUUGUUGGGCAUAGAAUAUCAGCUGUUUAGGCUUGGACAUGCACCAGAUAUUGUGCGGGCAUGUUCACUGGCCAGAUUCUAUGCAGCAGUGUGCCUGGUACAGAGAGACAGACGGCGUGUACUCACAUUUUGCUAUGAUGCCAUGUACUGCCUUAACUUCAAGGCAUUCCCUCUGCUGUUCACUGUAUACACUACAUAUCCAGAUGCUCUGCCACAUGCUUGUGUGGGAAAAGACAUUUUGUUGAUAAUGACGAUGAGCUCUCUCACUCUAAUGCAAAGGACAGAACAGAACCUGUCAGACUACAAAAUUGAAGCUCUCAAAAACCUUCUGCAGACACGCUAUGGUUAUCGUCAGUGGGCACUGACAACUGAACAGCUGAUACAGCUGCUGAUGGACCAGUUAAGGAAUUCAGAUGGUCAUGUGGAAGGGCUGGAGGCAUCACUUAUUCUUCUGGCAAAACGCAUUGGCUGGGAAACGAGUUACAGGCAGCUGCUGUGUCAUAACCUCAUACCUUUGGUAGAUGAGUGGAGAGCCCAUGCAGUGAGUGAUCUCACUAUCAGAGAAGUGAUCAUCGUGAUGGGUUACAUUACAAGAUGCUUCCCAGUUGUAGAGGCCAAAGCAUGUGUACAGGCAAUAUUGAAUCUCUUGGGCACAAUAUUGCUUGAACAAAAUGUAUCAAUGGAAGUGCAGGAAGCAGCUGCCUCCAGCCUGCUCCGAUUGUCACGACACAACUUCUUUUAUGUCAGUAGUGUGUUGGUGAAGUGGAUACCUAGCAGUAGCAGUAUAUCAGACAGUCUUCUGACAGAAAUGCUGACCUUUUUUGAGUUGAGAAACCCCAAGUGGUGGCAAACCUUCCUGAAGAGAAAUCAGGUUUACGUUUAACAGUGAAUGCAAGUAGUGUUGCAGUAUCAAAAAUUAGAUUAUCUGUUGUAAUUUGUUUAAUGGAAGAAGCUUGUUUCAGAUUUUCCUUGUUUCAAGAGUGUACUUGAAUUUGGGGCUGUAAUAAAAUCUAGAAUAAAUGUAAAAGUUUGGUAUUUUUGGAAAAUUUUAGAAAAAGUCAAAUUGUAAUUGUUUGCCAGUAUUUACUACUUUUCAUCCGUCAUACCAAUUAGCUCUUAACCCAAUGUAAAAAAAUCAGAAUAUAAAUACUUGAUCUAUUCAGUAAACUGAAACUUUAUUGAAAUUAAUGGAAAUUAAUAAAUGUAUAACACAGAGUACCAGUAUCCUGAUGCAAAAAUAUAGGUUUACUUGUCUCUCCUGCUGAUUUCAAAGUGUUGAAAAACAGCAGGAGCUCAAGCAUAUCUUUCUUGUUUAGCUCUGAAGGAGGUUGGUACUGCAGAUAUGGAGAAGGCACUCCAACCAUGGCUAGAUUUGAUGUCCAGUAUGCUGAAAUGGGUGAUGUCACUGUGACCCUACUUGUUGAAAGAAUGUUGUAAUGAGCACAUUUUUACCACCUGAAUAAAAUUAAUAUUCAGUUAGUUUACUUCACUCUUGGGCUUGCUUUAAUUUGUCACAUAUUUUCCUAGUGAUUCAUUUGAAUGGAUGUCAGUCCACUCAAUUGUAUGCUAUAUGAAGGGCUUAUUCUUUCAUAAUAAUUUUAUACCAUUGCUCAGAAAUGGGAAAGCAGUUGUAAAAAUCAUUUUUAUUUUAUACAUAUAUGUAGUAAUAUUCAAAUAAAAGGAACUUGUCAUUGAUAGUCAUGACAGAUGAUUUUGUAUUUUGAAUGAUUUUCCAGCUGAUUAAAGCACUCUAUUUUGUCCAUUGCAGAUGUUGCAGUAUACAGUUAUGUGUGUUGUGCAAGAACAUGUUAACAUGUUCUUCAAAAUUGUAGCCAUUUACUGUGAACUUCUUAAACCCUCUGUUUCAUCCCAAGUGUAGAUUAGGAUUUCACCAUUACUCAUGCGGUGGCACUCAGUAUUGUAGAUUUACACAUUUCUGCUUACUGAAAGCUACUGACUGUUCAUUUUAGAAACAAGAAGACCUUUUAAAGACCAAAUACUGUUAUGGGAUUGUCGUGUGUAGCUGUUUCUAUAAAUUUUCUUUCAAGGUGUCUCUUGCCAUUUCUGCCUUUCUGCAGUACAGUUCACCUCCAGUAACUAGCUGCAUUAUUAUUAUAUACACAGAGGUCAAGGCUAAGAAACAACUUUCAGUUGGACCUGUAAGCGUCUGCAUAUUUACUGUCUUGUAGGCUGGGAAGUGUAUAUAUGACAUUCAGCUUCUUUUCAUAUGUUUUGUUGCCACAUACAUUUUUCACACACAGCUUCUCUCCUGGAGACUGAUUCACCUCUUUUUUUAAUGUUUGUAUUUUUUUUUUAAGCAGUGACUAUAAAAUGUAAUUCAAAACAGGUUUAAAUUUGUCAUUUAUAUUAAAGUAUUCAUAAUAUGAGAUGUUAGGUUCUUAUGGUGAUGACUAUGAAGAAUCGAUCUGAAAUGUGAUACCAUAUAGUUUUUUAGAAGUCCACUAACAAUUCAGAGGAACAUACUGGCUCCAUCAUCAGAGUAUGAAAGAAUGUACAAGAGGUAGGCCCUCUUGGCCCUUGCACCGUGACCUCAGUGGUCUA
Molecule: messenger RNA, 8855 nt
Organism: Cryptotermes secundus
Lineage: Eukaryota; Metazoa; Arthropoda; Insecta; Blattodea; Kalotermitidae
Exons: 16
Coding region: 106-7176 (2356 amino acids)
Source: RefSeq, a predicted model, not a curated record